AUGCCAAAACGAUGCACUGUUUAUACAUUGGACUCUGUAAAUAUAAUAAGGAAGUACAUCAGUUUUUUAGAUUUGCCAUUUAGUUUUGUACUAUCUUCUAAAAGAUAUUUUCUUCGGUGGACGGAAAGUCGGCGCGUGACACGCGCUAUGAAGCAACAUAGAUCUCAAAUGAUCAACAGAUCAAACUGGAUGGUGGACAGUAAAUACAGAAGUGUGGUUCUAAACGAGAGCGGUGACUUAUUUAGAACGAUUGGUGUCAUAGGUUUAGGUUGUUCAAAGUUAAUGGUGGCUGUGAAGAUUGGGCCAGAG
Messenger RNA from Iphiclides podalirius (scarce swallowtail), 309 nucleotides. The record is from the annotation of a GenBank genome assembly. Lineage: Eukaryota; Metazoa; Arthropoda; Insecta; Lepidoptera; Papilionidae.